Molecule: messenger RNA, 1821 nt
Organism: Lodderomyces oxycetoniae
Lineage: Eukaryota; Fungi; Ascomycota; Pichiomycetes; Serinales; Debaryomycetaceae
Gene: HOL4
Product: Hol4p
Exons: 1
Coding region: 1-1821 (606 amino acids)
Biological process (GO): transmembrane transport
Cellular component (GO): plasma membrane
Molecular function (GO): transmembrane transporter activity
Source: RefSeq, a predicted model, not a curated record
AUGACACGAGAGCUCAGGAAUCGGCGUACGCGGUUGGGAAUCCGACAACCAGACGCUAGAGAUGUCACUGGUACGAUUAUUAUGCUUGAUGAGGGUAUUGAUGAAGAUGAAGCCCAUUCUAUGAAGAAAUCGACAACGGGUGUUAUAUUAAACCCCCAGCCUCACGAUUCGCCAAAUGACCCUUUGAACUGGUCAGUUUGGAAACGAGAUUUGUGUUUAUUUAUAAUCGGAUUUGCUAGUUUUCUCGGAGGAGGUAUGUCGCCCUUGUUGGCUGCAGGAAUGAACACUUUGGUUGUUGAAUUUAAUAAGCCUUUGACUACGAUUUCUUAUCUUGUUGGUGGGUUUAUGUUAUCACUUGGAUGUGGAUCGGUGAUUGCUAGUCCCACUGCUGUACUAUAUGGCAAAAGGCUUGUUUACAUUGCAGGAACUUUUAUUUUUAUGAUGGGUGCAAUCUGGGGUGGUGCUGCGAAAUCGUUUGGCAGUUUGAUGGGUGCUAGGGUUCUUACUGGUAUAGGUGCCUCACCAACAGAAUGUUUGCCAAGUGCAACAAUCGCAGAGAUAUAUUUUGCUCAUGAGCGUGCAUAUAGAGUGGGAUUAUACACAAUGUUGAUGUUGGGUGGUAAAAACAUCAUUCCACUUUUGUCAGGUUUGGUGUUUCAGAAUUUGAAUAGACACUGGCUAUUUUGGAUUUUGGCGAUGUUUUUAGGCGCCACAUUGAUAGGGAUUAUAUUGUUUGUUCCCGAUACUUUUUGGGACAGAACGCCGACCCCGUCCAAGAGAUCGUUGGAGGAGACAAAGGCUGCUCAGAAUGUUGCAUCGUAUCACCCUCCAUCACAAAGACCCAACGCAUUUGCUUUGCACCGGCCUUCACAAUCUAAUUUUCAGGAUAUUUACAGUUUACCAUCAUCAUUGGGUGGUGAAUUUUUUAAAAAUAUAGAGGAAGAGAAACCUAUUGAAAUUACUGAACCAGCGGCAGUUGCCCUUUCUGUGGAACAUAAAAAGAACAGUUGGUGGGAUAAUUUGAAGAUUUGGCAUGGAAGAUACACGAAAGAUAGUUGGUGGAUGGUUGCUUUGAGGCCAUUUGUACUAUACAGUUAUCCGCAUGUAUUAUUUGGAUCGAUUACAUAUGCAUUGGCAGUGGUUUGGUUGAUUGUGAUUUCAGAAACCAUUUCGGAAAUCUUCAGGCAUCCCCCAUAUGGAUAUGAUCAACAAACUGUUGGUCUUUUUUAUAUCUCGCCCUUUGUCGGAGGAAUUUUGGGCUCAUUAUCGUGCGGGUUAAUUUCAGAUAGAAUUAGUAGAAUUUUGGUCUCCGUGAAUAAAGGAGUGUACGAACCUGAAUUCAGGCUUGUGAUGAUCAUACCAUCAACAAUCUUUAUUGUAAUAGGACUAAUGGGAUAUGGUUGGUCUUCUACUGAACAGGAUCCAUGGAUUGCGCCGGUUUUGUUUUUUGGUUCUUUGGCAUUUGGUUCCUCGAUAGCAUCCACUACCGCCAUCACAUUUGCAGUUGAUUCAUACAAGGUGUUUGCAGCGGAAACUUUGGUUUCCUUCAAUUUUUUGAAAAACUUUUUGGGUUUUUGCUUUUCUUUGUUCAAUAACAAGUAUGCUGAUGCUCAAGGGUAUAAAAACGCAUACGUUACAUAUGGAGGGAUUCAGUUAUUUGUGAGUUUGUUUGCUAUUCCGUUGUACAUAUAUGGGAAGAAGUCAAGAAGGUGGACGGAUGAGAAGGAGUUGAUGAGAAGUUUAUACCAUGAAGAUAACAUACCCCCCAGUGUUUCUUUAAAGAGUAAGUAUGAUAAUGAUAGUGAUGCACAGAUAGAGUAA